AUGGCGUCUGGUCUGUGCCCGCAUCGUGAGGCGGCUGCGUACGGUACCUGGAUGAUCCAAGCGACCGAGGCGCCCGCUCCCGCCACAGCCUGA
Molecule: messenger RNA, 93 nt
Organism: Parastagonospora nodorum SN15
Lineage: Eukaryota; Fungi; Ascomycota; Dothideomycetes; Pleosporales; Phaeosphaeriaceae
Exons: 2
Coding region: 1-93 (30 amino acids)
Source: RefSeq, a predicted model, not a curated record